AUGGCUGUGAUAUUUCAGUCUGUAAAGACUAGAGGUGAAGAUAAAAUAUGUGUCGUUCAGUUCCUACUGGAUGGAUCCCAGUUUGGCCAAGGAGACUCUGUUGUGUUCAAUACAGAACAAGCUCCUCUCCCAAAUUCAGGAACAGGAUUUUGUACGGGAACAAGUAAACAGUCAGAGACAGAUUUGUCCAGUACUCUGAAGGGAACAUGUAAACAAUCAGAGACAGAUUUGUCCAGUACUCCAAAGGGAACAAGUAAACAGUCAGAGACAGAUUUGUCCAGUACUCUGAAGGGAACAAGUAAACAAUCAGAGACAGAUUUGUCCAGUACUCCAAAGGAACAAGUAAACAGUCAGACAGAUUUGUCCAGUACUCUGAAGGGAACAUGUAAACAAUCAGAGACAGAUUUGUCCAGUACUUCAAAGGGAACAAGUAAACAGUCAGAGACAGAUUUGUCCAGUACUCCAAAGGAACAAUCAGAGACAGAUUUGUCCAGUACUCCAAAGGAACAAGUAAACAGUCAGACAGAUUUGUCCAGUACUCUGAAGGGAACAUGUAAACAGUCAGAGACAGAUUUGUCCAGUACUCUGAAGGGAACAAGUAAACAGUCAGAGACAGAUUUGUCCAGUACUCUGAAGGGAACAAGUAAACAGUCAGAGACAGAUUUGUCCAGUACUCCAAAGGGAACAAGUAAACAAUCAGAGACAGAUUUGUCCAGUACUCCAAAGGGAACAUGUAAACAAUCAGAGACAGAUUUGUCCAGUACUCUGAAGGGAACAAGUAAACAAUCAGAGACAGAUUUGUCCAGUACUCUGAAGGGAACAUGUAAACAGAGACAGAUUUGUCCAGUACUCCAAAGGAACAUGUAA
Ylistrum balloti is the source of this 867-nucleotide messenger RNA. RefSeq lists its product as uncharacterized. NCBI's taxonomy places the organism in Eukaryota, Metazoa, Mollusca, Bivalvia, Pectinida, Pectinidae. The transcript is spliced from 4 exons. The record is from RefSeq and is a predicted model, not a curated record. Bases 1 to 867 code for a protein of 288 amino acids.